Molecule: messenger RNA, 1162 nt
Organism: Xylaria bambusicola
Lineage: Eukaryota; Fungi; Ascomycota; Sordariomycetes; Xylariales; Xylariaceae
Product: vacuolar ATP synthase 16 kDa proteolipid subunit 2
Exons: 6
Coding region: 323-817 (164 amino acids)
Biological process (GO): proton transmembrane transport
Cellular component (GO): proton-transporting V-type ATPase, V0 domain
Molecular function (GO): proton-transporting ATPase activity, rotational mechanism
Source: RefSeq, a predicted model, not a curated record
CUUGGAUAUUCAUGCCUUACGUAGAGUCACUCUUAUACCUUAGGGAGACUACAUAUGUAGACAUAUCGAAACGGCUUAUGUAACGACAAGACCACGUCACGUGAAACCGCAACCCAAAGUGACGGCUAGCUCCCCAUAACCCCUGCAAGGCAGUCAACUAAGCUUCAAACCUCCCCCAAUCCAAUCCAUCAUCAACCUCGCCAGGUCGACGAGAGAGAUUCAACCAAAGCCCACGUACCUACCCGUCAUCGACGACAUCCAAAACAAUUCCAUUCGAUCCAAUCCUAUCAACACCGCAGCCACCUCACAUACACGCAUCGAAAUGGAGUCGGAGCUAGCGCCCAAGUUCGCGCCUUUCAUAGGCAUGGGCGGCAUCGCAUCCGCUAUGAUAUUCGGCAGUAUCGGCGCCGCAUACGGAACCGCGAAGUCAGGAAUCGGUAUCGCAGGUGUGGGAACGUUCCGACCGGAUCUGAUCAUGAAGUGUCUGAUCCCCGUUGUCAUGUCCGGUAUCAUCGCUGUCUAUUCGCUCGUCAUCGCCGUCUUGAUCGCUGAAGACAUGCGACCUCCGACCCAAAGCGAAGGAGCCUCAUACAGUUUAUUCAAUGGUUUCAUGCAUCUGGGCUGCGGUCUCGCGGUCGGUAUGACUGGUCUUGCCGCUGGAUACUGCAUCGGUGUCGUAGGCGACAAGGGUGUGCGAGCGUACAUGGAACAGUCAAGGGUAUUCGUCGGCAUGGUGCUGAUUCUCAUUUUCGGCGAAGUUCUGGGUCUCUAUGGUCUCAUCGUCGCGCUUAUUCUGAACACCAAGAGCAGAGGUUGAGUAGACUUCUAUUUAUCAUCUAACAUACGCAAUAACGUCACAUCCGACCUUCACAUUGCUAUAUCCAAAAAGGGACGGAAGCAGGCUUGUAAACGACCAUGAAACCAAGAUCCUGAGAACAGCGGGGAUAAAAAGAAGUGUAAUCAAUAGCUACUCCUGCAUUUUCGAAGGCGUUACAUGGUAUACUGUAGAAAUUCAGGGCUGACCAAGAGGUUGCUGAUGACUUCCUAGGUACCUACCUACCUACAAGUCAAAUCCCCAGCUCGUCUUGUCACAUAAGCCUAGUGUUAUAAUACAAUCUAUUCAACAUUGGCCGUCUCCCCCAAAAUUAAUUAGAACAAGCAC